AAGCUAUUUAGUGCUGCACACACUUCCGGUCCGUGACGUGUAACGGGAAGGGCUGUUUCCGUGCCUUGAAGUAAAACCGAUAGUAACCAGGAGACACAGCGGAGCCGGGCUGCCGGGCAGAGGAGGCCAGAGAACCAUGAAGCUGUACAGCCUGAGCAUACUCUAUAAGGGAGACUACAAGGUCCACCUGCUGAAAAGUGCCUAUGAUGUAUCCUCCUUCAGCUUUUUCCAGAGGUCCAGUGUCCAAGAGUUUAUGACCUUCACCAGCCAGCUGAUUGUGGAGCGGUCAGAUAAAGGAAGCCGGUCAUCGGUGAAGGAGCAAGAAUAUCUCUGCCACGUGUACGUGCGUAAUGACUGCCUGGCCGGCGUAGUGGUGGCUGAUGCGGAGUAUCCUCAGAGAGUCUGCUUUACUCUCCUAGAAAAGGUCUUAGAGGAGUUCAGCACCCAGGUGGACAGGAUAGACUGGCCAUCUGGCUCCCCAGCCACUAUCCAGUACAAUGCUUUGGACUCUUAUCUUGCAAAGUACCAGAACCCACGGGAUGCAGAUCCAAUGAGUAAAGUGCAGGCUGAGCUGGACGAAACCAAAAUCAUUCUGCACAACACUAUGGAGUCCUUAUUGCAGCGUGGGGAGAAACUGGAUGACUUGGUCAGUAAAUCAGAAGUGUUGGGAACCCAGUCCAAGGCCUUUUACAAAACGGCACGGAAACAGAAUUCAUGCUGUGGGAUUAUGUGAUGUGACAAACGCUGCGGAGAACGGACACAAGACAAUGAACACUAAGACAUCAGGGGGCUGACGUACCAAAUUGGCCGUUAUCCAGUCCUUCCAUCCCCACCAGGGGGCAGUACAAGCAGCACUGCCAUCAGAUCAGUUCUAUUUUUACAGUCAUUUGUGACUGGGGGGGAUGGCUUGUUAGCAUAGACUGUUGAUGUGUUCCUCAUUUCUACUGCAAGACCUAAAAUUCCAAUAGUUUGCCCCCCCCCCUGUCUUGAGUAACAUGCCCAUGGUGGGGGAGUAAUGUGACCAUUAUAUGUUCAACACAAACAUUCCUCUGAUGUGUAACGUGAUCCGAUUGUCACCAAACAUCCUAUAUGUUAAAAAGCUCACCAGGCUUCAGAGUGAUGUUCAGUGAUUCUGUAAUAUGUUUUGCAGUAAUGCUACAUGGAUUGAACCCCAAAAUGAUCUCCCUUUGAGGGGAUAUGGUUAAUCGUCAAGCCUGCUUUGCCCUCUAACAAUCAUGUUUAGUGUAAUGUCAUUUUAACCCUCGUAUUUUCCAUACAGCAAGAUAUCUCCCAAUUGCAUUAACCUUUUAGUAUUUGGAGAGUGGCAAUAUUGCCCCCCUUCCAUCCUCCUGGAGCGCCAAUGCUGUAAGGGUUAUAUCAGGAGAGGAAAUUAAAGCAUCUGAACAUGCGCACUCCACAAAUUAACCCUUUCUUCAUUAAUGCCGAAGAUCUGAAGUUUCUCUCACCACCUCGUCUUAUCCAAAAACUGUUCAACAACCGAUGGAUUAAAUCUCUCUGUGGACCUACUUGAUGUGGAAAUGGUUAAUUCACAUGCUGUAUAGAUAAGUUAUUAAUGUAUUUCAGUGUAUUUUUUUUUUUUUUUUUUAUUCUGAUCUCCAGUGAAUAUUAUGUUUUGUUGUUUUUUUUUCAACUCUUUCUGGCAAAAAAUGUAUUUUAAUAAAGAUUGGUUAAACUUUUCUGUA
This is a messenger RNA of Pseudophryne corroboree (corroboree frog), 1703 nucleotides long. It is a transcript of the gene YKT6, whose product is annotated as YKT6 v-SNARE homolog. Gene Ontology annotation, cellular component: Golgi apparatus. Gene Ontology annotation, molecular function: SNAP receptor activity. The transcript has 8 exons. Lineage: Eukaryota; Metazoa; Chordata; Amphibia; Anura; Myobatrachidae. Gene Ontology annotation, biological process: endoplasmic reticulum to Golgi vesicle-mediated transport. Bases 137 to 733 code for a protein of 198 amino acids. The record is from RefSeq and is a predicted model, not a curated record.